AUGGAGAGAGGGAAUGACACGGGGACGGGUUUCUUUCUCCUGGGGCUUUUCCCAGGGCUGUGGCAGCUUGGCACCCUCGUCACUUGUGUCCUUCUUGUCUAUAUCUUCGCCUUCACGGGGAACUUGGUCCUGGCACUCUUGAUCUGGGCCGACUCUCGCCUCCACACCCCCAUGUACAUCCUCCUCAGCCAGCUCUCUCUCAUUGACCUGGCCUUGAUCUCCACCACGGUGCCCAAGAUGGCCAUUAACUUCUUUUCAGGGAAGAAAGACAUCUCAAAAGCUGCUUGUGGGGCCCAGGUUUUCUUCUUCUUUACCCUUGGUGGUGGCGAGUGCCUGCUGCUGGCCCUCAUGUCUUAUGACCGCUACGUGGCCAUCUGCAGCCCCCUGCGUUAUCCAGCCAUCAUGAACUCCAGAGUUUGCCUGCAGAUGGCGCUGGUGUGCUGGGGCGGAGGGGCCCUGAAUUCCCUGGUCAACACCAUCUACACCAUGCAUUUCCCCUUCUGUGGCUCCAGGGAAAUCCACCACUUCUUCUGUGAGAUGCCGGCCAUCCUAAAGCUCUCCUGCGGAGACACCUCCCUCUACGAGACAGUGGUGUCCAUCAUCUGCAUCGUGUUUGUGCUUCUCCCCCUGGGAUUCAUCGUCUCUUCCUACAUCCUAAUCUUCCUCACCGUCCUGAGGAUGAACUCUCCAGAGGGCAGGAGGAAAGCCCUGGCCACCUGCUCCUCUCAUCUGGCUGUCGUCAGCCUCUACUAUGGGCCAGCCCUAGUCAUCUACAUGACCCCCCAGUCUGCCCACACUGCAGAACUGGACCAAGGGCUCUCCAUGAUCAACACCAUCUUCACCCCCCUGCUCAACCCCCUCAUCUACAGCCUGAGGAACAAGGAUGUGCUUACUGCACUGAGAAAGGUGGUGGGGCGAAGGGGCACUUUAAAUUGGACAUGA
Marmota flaviventris (yellow-bellied marmot) is the source of this 942-nucleotide messenger RNA. Its product is annotated as olfactory receptor 2T2-like. The record is from RefSeq and is a predicted model, not a curated record. Gene Ontology annotation, molecular function: olfactory receptor activity; G protein-coupled receptor activity. NCBI's taxonomy places the organism in Eukaryota, Metazoa, Chordata, Mammalia, Rodentia, Sciuridae. Gene Ontology annotation, cellular component: membrane. Gene Ontology annotation, biological process: G protein-coupled receptor signaling pathway.